Messenger RNA from Panicum hallii, 2620 nucleotides. Its product is annotated as BEL1-like homeodomain protein 7. Bases 486 to 2204 code for a protein of 572 amino acids. Gene Ontology annotation, molecular function: DNA-binding transcription factor activity, RNA polymerase II-specific; RNA polymerase II cis-regulatory region sequence-specific DNA binding. The transcript is spliced from 6 exons. NCBI's taxonomy places the organism in Eukaryota, Viridiplantae, Streptophyta, Magnoliopsida, Poales, Poaceae. Gene Ontology annotation, biological process: regulation of transcription by RNA polymerase II. The record is from RefSeq and is a predicted model, not a curated record.
ACAAAAAUGAUGGUGGGGUCUCUUUAGGAUUUUUAGGGAGAUAGUGUUAGGCAACCCUUAUUGGUGGCAGGAGUAUAUUAUUGCUCAAGGUAGGAGGAGUGAGAGGUUAGAACAACUCAAGUCUAGAGAGGGAACCAAAAGGGAAAAAUAACAAAAAUAAUAGACACAGCUCUUUUCUUCUUAUUCCAAUCUUUUUUCAUCUGCUGAUUCCUUCUUAGAAUCAUUUGGAUCAGCCCUGUCCCCUUGCUGGGUGGUUUCUGUUAUAGUCAAGAACUCUUGCUUGCUUGGUCUCAAGUUCAGUUUCUUGAAGAGGUACUUUGAAAGCCUUGGGAACUGCGUUCGGAAGUGCAGUAAUCUGAAGUUCAUCGUCCCAGAUCCUAUUUUUGCAGCUUUCAUGGCACCAGUCUGAUGACAAAAUCAAUCACUAUCUCUCGUCACCACUCUGAUGAUCCAUCAGCUGGUCUCAUCUUCUGCUUCUGAAGAGGAUGGCCACAUUCUUCUCCGCUUCCACCGAUCAGAGGGACCUCGCCGGCGGCGGCGACAUGUCGUUCCACCACUACACCACGUCCAAUCCGUACUCGGACUCACCAACCGGCGGUCUGAUGCCUUUCCCCGCCACCAUCGUGUCUGAAGGCCACGUCGCGCAUGGCGGCGACGGCAGGGACGAGUCGGCCUCGUUCGUGAACGCGCGGGACGGGCCAACGAGCGGCGCCGAGAUGGGCCUGCAGACGCAGCUGCUGAUGGCGAACGCGUCGGCGGCGCAGCACCAGGGCCUGUCGCUUAGCCUCGGCACUCAAGGCGUGCCCGUGUCUCUUUACCAGUACCGCCAGGCAGGCAUGGCAGCCGCCUCCUUGCUCAGCCCGGGCCAGACGACGACGGCGGGCCGGAACGCGCAGAGCAUCUACAUCCAGAACUCAAAGUACCUGAAGGCCGCGAGGGAGCUGCUCGACGAGGUCGUCAAUGUCCGGGACGCGAUCAAGCGCAAGGGAGACAAGAAUCAGAGCAAGGAUUCCGGCGAGGGCAAGGAUGCCGAGAAGAGCGAGGAGAAGGCCGACGAGCACGAGGGGAACUCCUCCGCCGAGCUGACGCCGUCGGAGAGGCAAGACCUUCAGAACAAAGUGUCGGCGCUGAUGGCCCUGCUGGAUCAGGUGGACCGGAAGUACAGGCACUACCGCAACCAGAUGCAGAUCGUCAUGUCGUCCUUCGACGCAGUGGCCGGCGCCGGCGCGGCGAGGCCGUACACGGCGCUGGCGCUGCAGACGAUCUCCCGCCACUUCCGGUCGCUGCGUGACGCCAUCGGCUCGCAGGUGCAGUCCUUGCGCCGGAGCCUCGGCGAGAAGGACACCUCCGCGCAGGGCGGCGGGCUGUCCCGGCUGCGUUACAUCGACCAGCAGCUCCGGCAGCAGCGCGCCAUGCAGCAGUUCGGCAUGAUGCAGCAGCCGCAGCACGCGUGGCGCCCGCAGCGCGGCCUUCCGGAGUCCGCUGUCUCCGUGCUCCGCGCCUGGCUCUUCGAGCAUUUCCUCCACCCGUACCCAAAGGAUUCUGAGAAGUUGAUGCUCGCAAGGCAGACAGGCUUGUCCAGGGGCCAGGUGUCGAACUGGUUCAUCAACGCGCGGGUUCGCCUGUGGAAGCCGAUGAUCGAGGAGAUGUACAAGGAGGAAUUCGGCGCGGAGAUGGACUCGCACUCGUCGUCGGAGAACGCGGGCAACAAGGGCAAGGACGAGGCGAUAUCUUCGGAGGAUCACGACGAGUUCCAGAGCCCGUCGAGCGCCGCGAAGCACGGCGCAGCAGUUGGCCACCUCAACGCGUUCAAGUCGGAGGCGAUCGGUGGCAUGGACGCGGGCGGCGUCGGCCUGUCCGGCCUCGCCGGAGGCGCCCUUGGCUCGUACACGACCAGCCUCAACCUCGGCGCCGUCGGCAACGGCAGCAGCAGCAGCAGCAGCCUCCUGCAGGACGCGCUCGCGCACCACCACGGCGACCCGAGGUUCGUGGCGUACGGCGACAUGGGCGGCCUCGGCGGCGGCUACGACGGCGGCAGCGUGUCGUUGACGCUGGGUCUGCAGCACUGCAACGACGCCGGCACCGUGCCGGCCGAACAGCAGGGCCUCCUGUACGGCAACGCCGGCGACUUCGAGUUCAUGAACGGCUCCGAGGACCGGCAGCGGUUCGGGCCGUCGCAGCUGCUGCACGAUUUUGUCGCGUGAGCGCGCGGCGAGCGCUUGGGGAAUAACGCGGACGCCGUCAGAAGCCUGGGAUGGCCGGCCGGCGCCGCCGCGGGUAUACGGUGGUCACAGUUCAGCUCAUCAUGGUACACGGUUUCAUCAAACAAGUAGUAAGAGUCUCUAAGUAUACGCAUAUAUAUACUGGUGAAGUAAGUGAGGUAGUAGUGGGCAAGGGGGGUAUACAAAAACUGUAUAUGAGGUGUGGUAAGUUGUAGGGUGCUGUAAAGGAUACUAGAUUGGUAUUUUUGGUAGCUUGAAGAUUCGUGUACUGAUGAUUCAAGUCCAUAUAUUAUAUGAUGUGUUGUUGGUCCAAUUGGACCUCAGUCCAUGCUUUCCUUUGGAGAUUGUAGACACAAAUGUUCCAUGUUCUGAAUUAUGGUACCAGUUGUUCAGUUCAA